AAUUGCCAGAUUUUGUUAAAAUUAGUCAAUGGCUUAUUUUUUUCUUUUUAAAAAAUUACAUCUUGAGUUGGCUACGCCAGCAGUUUAUAGAAAGCAAGAUGAAAUAAAAGUAGUGAUUGUUCCAGGUCCCUCCGAAGGCGACUAUUUGCCUACAGAGCAAAUAUUUAAACGCUCAUGUGAGUGUGUACGACGGCCAUAGCUUAAGUGACUUGAAUAGCAUGAAAUCGAAAGGAAAACAGCUGAUUUUGUGGUCAGUUCAACUCCGCGCUCUGCUUGCAAGAAAACUGGGGUACAAGAAAACAUUAAAACGGGUCCGCAAUAAAAGCAAAUACGACAUGUAACUGUUGUUGGUGUUGAUGCGGGCUUGUUCAAAUAAUAACACCCAACAUCCAACAAUAAUAUAAAUAAUAUUGAAAUACAGGUAAACAUAUGGAAAUGAUAUAAUGAAUUCGGAAAUGAAAAUCUGUAGCGGUAAAUCAUCGGCAGCGAUUGUUGGAUUUGUUGGCUUUGGUGCAUUUACUGUAGCAGCAGCAGCAAUGAGCCGUUUAAAGUGUAGCUUUGCCCGCGAUUCGCUUUUCGCGGUCGCACGCUUGUGCAUACUUACACCAAUAUGAAUGUGGAAGGAGUACAUCAGCAUUUGUGGCGGCGAAAAAAAUACCAAUAUCUAUUGCAGCAUUUACACAAAACCGCUCCAACCGCAUUUGCAGCAAAUGAAUUCGAUUGGCGCUCGAAAGAGGUACUUGGUAUGUAUGUAGAUACUUAUACGCACAUAUACAUAUACAUGUAAGUGUUCGCCUACAUAAACGAAGCGCGAGUGCCAGUUUUCAGCAAGGCAUAGCACGAGGUUGGAGUCCAAACCGUUUGAAAGCGAGCUUACACCGAUGACGUCACUCGCGGUGGGGUUCGCCUCGGCAUCUCCCAACGAAAGUGAAAAUCAUACGAAUCCAGCUAACCGAAACAAAUGCUGGUGCAUGCCGAUGGCCUCGUGGGCCGGUUGGCUGCGUCGCUGACACGAAGACUUCGUUAGCUAGAAACUACUCGCCAACUGCACAUAGCAGCAGCAACAACCGCAAUAAAAAGUGAACAAUAAAAGAAGAAAAAAACACGGUUGUAGCGGCUUGUUGGGCACAUAUAAAAGCAGCUUUGGAUACUCGGCGGUUUGCAGAUACUUUUUUGGUACCUACGAGGGCGAACGAGAAACGGUUAGGUUUAGUUGCAGCGUGGAAGAAAUCGAAAGAAGUUUUGAGUUUUUGUGCUUUUUAUUGUUGUGUGCAUUUUGUGGGAGAAUACGAAAGUGAGUGGUAUUUUCUAUACAUACAUACACUCAUACAUGCAUAUAUCACUAGAAAUAGAAAUUGGAAAUUAAAAUCUGAAUUAAAAUUAAAAUAUAAAGCUUUCAACCAGGAAGGAAUCAAAAAAGUGAAAUGAAUUUCGCAAUACGCUUGACUGCCCUAUUGGGCCUCAUUAGCAGUGUGUUUGUGAUAGUGAAUACCCAGCAACAGAACGUUGAUCCCGCUUAUCUCCGUCAAUACUACCAACAGUUACAGCAGCAGCAACACCAAAAACAAGGCGGCGACGCUACGCCAAUUUAUGAACAAAAUUCCGAGCAAUCACAGCAAUAUGUAGCGCAAGGCCAGCAGUACCACCUUAAGGAUACCGUGCGCGAGCAGGUCCAGGCACAACAACAGCACCAACACCAAGGUGGCGGUUAUGUGGCACCCGUGGCACGAGAUUACGCACAACAUCAGCCACAAGUCCAACAGGUGCAAUACCAGCAGCAACAAUAUCGUCCCCAGCCGCAGGCCGUUAGCCCACCGCGUCACUCACAGCCCCAGUAUCAACCACAGAAGGCCAAAUUGCAGCAACAGCGCCCACAACAACAAAUUGAUGAGGAAGAGUACGAUGAUCAAAACUCUUCUUACCAAUUUGGCUUCGAUGUAAAAGAUGACGAGUUCACCAACUAUCAGAAUCGCAAGGAGAUACGCGAUGGUUCCGUGAUCAAAGGCAGCUAUUCGGUGGUAGAUUCAGAUGGGUUCAUACGCACCGUUAAAUACACAGCCGACCCGAAAGAGGGCUUCAAAGCCGAAGUGAUUCGGGAACCCACCGACAUUGUUGUGAAAAUACCAACACCAGCUCCUCAGCAGUUAGUGCGUCAAACUCACAAAUCUCAAGACUACGCGCUGAAGCCCUCGCAGCAAUACCAUCAGCCCCAGCAGCAGCAGUAUCAUCACCCACAGCAAUACCAGCAAUAGAUAAGAGUUUGAGGGGAACGCUAAGAGGAACUGAGAAGACAAAAACUGUUGCACGCAGAUAUGCAUAAAGUCGAUUUUGGUAGUCCAUUUGACUAUAUUGCGGCGACGAUCCGGAUGCGACCUCUACAAGUUGUGUUCGGUGCGUUAAUAAUAUAUAUUUUCAUUUUUCAUCAUAGGUUAUAUAUUUAAAUCAUCCUUUGCUCCAACAUUAUACAAAUGUACGAGAUGUAAAUUCAAGUGCAUAUAGAUUUUUUAAUCGAAAUAAACAAUACAAACAAAAAUACAUAC
Anastrepha ludens (Mexican fruit fly) is the source of this 2540-nucleotide messenger RNA. It is a transcript of the gene Cpr66D, whose product is annotated as putative cyclin-dependent serine/threonine-protein kinase DDB_G0272797/DDB_G0274007. The coding region runs from base 1425 to 2252 and encodes 275 amino acids. The transcript has 3 exons. NCBI's taxonomy places the organism in Eukaryota, Metazoa, Arthropoda, Insecta, Diptera, Tephritidae. Gene Ontology annotation, cellular component: extracellular matrix. The record is from RefSeq and is a predicted model, not a curated record.